Molecule: messenger RNA, 183 nt
Organism: Exophiala spinifera
Lineage: Eukaryota; Fungi; Ascomycota; Eurotiomycetes; Chaetothyriales; Herpotrichiellaceae
Exons: 1
Coding region: 1-183 (60 amino acids)
Source: RefSeq, a predicted model, not a curated record
AUGGACGUUGCUAAUGGUGGUGACGAAGAGGCUGAGCCUGGAUACAACGAUGGCUCCCUCCCAACGAGUCCCUCGAGUAAAACCGAUGUGAGUCCAAUCGAGUACUACGAAAACCGGCCCGAAGACCUGGCCGCAUUCGUGCAGGUUCGUUCUGAGAGUGCAAGAGUCGAGGUACCCUACUGA